ACAAGAUGGCCGAAGCAACCCGUACACCAUUCGGGCAUGAGAUGCUUCAGCACUUUCUCUUGGAAGAGAAACAAGUCAACCUCAACCACGGCUCGUUUGGGUGCGCACCCAAGCCCGUCCGAGAGGCUCUGCGCCGCUUCCAGGACGCCUCAGAGGCAGCACCAGAUCGCUACAAACGAUAUGAGUACCCGGAUCUGCUUGACGAGUCCCGUGCAGCUGUCGCAUCCUAUCUGGAUGUACCUGUCGAUGAGCUCGUCAUAGUUCCCAACGUCUCGACAGCCGUCAACACCAUCUUGCGCAACCUGAGAUUCGAACAGGGAGACGUGAUCGUCUACCUGGACAUAAGCUAUCGCUCCAAUGUGAACACGAUCGAAUACAUCAUGGAGACAACGGGAGCGGAGUCAGCCAAGGUCGACUUCACCCUCCCUUGCUCAGACGCCGAGAUCCUCACUGCCUUCCGCAACACCAUCCUCGCCCAGAACGGGCGCGCCAAGCUCGCCAUACUCGACACCAUCACCAGCCUCCCGGCCGUGCGCCUCCCUUUCGAAGAGAUGACCUCCAUCGCGCGGGACCUCGGCGUCAUGACCCUCAUCGACGCCGCCCACGGCAUAGGCCACCUACCACUGGACAUCAAGGCCCUGGACCCGGACUUCCUCACGUCGAACUGCCACAAGUGGCUGUACACGCCUCGGGGAAGCGCCGUCCUCUACGUGCCCUUGCGCAACCAGCACCUCAUCCGCUCGUCCCUGCCGACGUCGCACGCCUUCCAGCCGCGGCCGCGGCCGGGUGCCGUGCGCGCGCUGAACCCGCUGCCCCCUUCUGACAAGAGCUACUUUGUGGAGCAGUUCGAGUUCGUGGGCAGCGUGGACAACGCGUCUCUGCUCUGUGCCCCCGCGGCUCUGGAGUUCCGCCGGACGGUCUGCGGCGGCGAGGCCGCCAUCAUGAGUUACUGCUGGGAGCUGGCGAAAAAGGGCGGCCUCGCGGCCGCCGAGAUCCUUGGCACCGAGGUCAUGGACAAUGAGGAUGGGACGCUGACGAGGCAGUGUUGUAUGGUGAUGGUCAGGUUGCCUGUCCGGAUAAGCAAUGCGGAGGAAGCCGCAGGAGUGCAGGCCUGGAUUUGCGAGACCCUGGUGAAGCAACACAAUACCUUUGUGGCCAUUGUGUGGUACAAAGGAACAUUUUGGGCUAGGUUUUCGGGUCAGGUAUACUUGGAUGAGAGUGACUUUGUGUGGGGGGCAAAGGUGCUCAAAGGGAUGUGCGAGACCAUCGCGGCGGGAGGUGUCCUGACCGUAAACUAG
Messenger RNA from Diaporthe batatas, 1298 nucleotides. RefSeq lists its product as uncharacterized. NCBI's taxonomy places the organism in Eukaryota, Fungi, Ascomycota, Sordariomycetes, Diaporthales, Diaporthaceae. The record is from RefSeq and is a predicted model, not a curated record. The transcript has 2 exons. Bases 6 to 1298 code for a protein of 430 amino acids.